This is a messenger RNA of Stylonychia lemnae, 2841 nucleotides long. NCBI's taxonomy places the organism in Eukaryota, Ciliophora, Spirotrichea, Sporadotrichida, Oxytrichidae. The record is from the annotation of a GenBank genome assembly.
AUGUUGUAAGAAAUCAGAGCAUCUUUAGUAACUUCUGAAAGAGAAGUAGGUGCUUAAAAGAGAUAGUAUAAUUCACAUAGAAGAUGGUUGAGUUUUAAACAAGAAGAUGCGUGCAAAGAAUAGAAAAAGCAGCAUAAUGCUCAUGAUACUGGUAUGAAUUCCGAAGUUUUUAAUACAGAGUAUCUGCUGAAAAAAAAAGAAAUUUUAUUGCAAAAAAUCUCAGAAACAUAUUAUGAUUAUGAAAUUGCAGACUUCGAUAAAGAAAUGUUAUACAGCAUGUUUCUGACAAUUAGAGAGCAAAGAACUUAUGAUAAUGCUAAAGUCAAUGAAAUUAGACCCUACUUUGAGUUUUAGAAUAAGAUUCAUACGAUUCUGGACAGGAUUAAGCAGACUAGCGAUAUGAGAAUGAAGGUGCAAGAUUAGAAAAUGAAGCAGUGUAAAAGUCAAGUAAAGGACAAUAAAAAGGAACUUAUUCAUACAUUAAAAGAUAAAAUUAAUGAAUACUAAGAAGAAAAGGAUGAUAAUGAGGCAAACAAACAAAAAAUGAAAAAUCAAAGGCCAGGGGCACAUUCAUCAAAUGCCAAACAUUCAGAGUCUAGUCAAGGGAAAUAUGAUAAUUUGAAAAAAUAGAGUGCUGUACUAAUUAGCAAUACUGUUGAUAUAAUCAAAAAGGAGGUGGCAGUUAAUAAAGAUAACUUUGCCGAAUUUAAAAUUCUAUCAGAUCAAAUAGAUCUGGCUUAUCUUUUUGAGAAAUAUUUACUUAUCAAGGAACGAAGAGAUAGGCAGAAGUCAAGUAUAUAAGAAUUAGAUCAAAGCUAAGAUGACAUCGAGUAAUUAAAAGAUAAGAUCAGGUUAAGGGUUGAAGCAUUAGAUAGAAUAAAAAAGGAAGAAGCAACCUUAUAAUUAGUUAAGAUCAAUGUUACUGCUAAUCAAAGUGCUGGGCUUUUUAGUGAAUAAGAAAUGAUGAUGAGAAUGGAGUAAUUGCACCGAAGAUUGUUAGAACAAACGAGCUCAGAGUUAUUUUCUAUUGAAGAAAAUAUCAUUAUUAAUCUCAAUGAGAGAGUCUAAAUACAAUAGAAUUUGCUGCUUAAAGACUACUAAGAAUUAAAUAAAAUUAGACUAGAAAAAGAGAAUAAUCUAAAAAACAUUAAAAAUUCAAGAUAAAUCUAUUUUCAAUUGAUAAAACAGCAAAAUUAUGAAGAAAAUGAUUCAUAUUUGUUAGAGGAUUCUAUUCUUGCAUUCGAAGAUGAUGAUACUAAAACUGAUUCAAUAAUAAAAGAUAUGUGGGAAAUCUACUAGAGAAAGAGUGAAAUUUCCUUGUUUAAAAGAGAACUUGCAAGAGUAAAAGCACAACUUGCAAGAGUUAAAUGGUGCUUGAAUGAGCAAACUAAUAUGUACGCAUACAAGUUAGCUCUAAUAAGAGAUAUUACCGAAACAACAGUAGAUGAUAGAAUUGAGAAAAUAUUUGAUUAGUAUAGAUAGGCAGUCAAGCAUAUGUUUAGGAAAAAAUAUGGGGGAAGCAUAAGCACAGACGAUCACAGGCUAGAUUAAUUUCUAAAACCUGAUCAAAGGGUUGGAAUCCAUAGAAGAUAGCCAUCGUCUAUGGAUGAAGAUGGAAACCCACUAUCUUCUCGAAAUUUAAAAGCAUUGAUGGAAACAGUGGAGCCAGAGCAAAAUAGACCACCAGAGAAGAAAAAGACUUUAGAGCUCAUAAAAUAGAGCUUUUAAAUUAGAUUAUAAAAAAAGAUUGAGAUUCCAUUGAUUUUCCUGAACAUUAGAGAAUUCUUAAAAUUCUUAAUACGAUAAACUAAUGCAUAGGAACCAGAAUCACUUUCAAAGAAAGAAAGUGACACAUUUUUACCUGUGAAUUUGAACCACUCAAAUAUGAGUUUAGGGACUGUUCUCUUGCAGCUUAAAUAAGCUGCAUAGCGAAAUGAAAUUCCUGUCAUACCAAUAAUAAGAGAAUUUAGUGAUGUUGAUUUCUAGCCAAUUAGAGAUGAGUAGGAUCUUUAAAAUGUAAAAUAAAAGAAGUUUUAAGACAAGUACAUGCGAUUUCUGUCAUAUAAUGAUUAAAAUUUGAAUUAACUAAUUAAAAAGCAGAAAGAAGAUUAGGAGGAAAAUUAAAAUGGAAUUUAAAAGUCUUAAGAACAAGCUGUUGAGGAUAAACAUAUUAGUGAAACUCAUAAUCAAGGCAAAGCUGACAUGGUGAAGAGAUUAAAGGGGAAAACUAAAGUUAUUCCAAAAAAUCGAACUAUUACUUUAUAUGAUACUAAAUAGGGCUAGAUAAAAAUUCAGUAGCAAAUUAAGUCAACAAUGAUAAAUAAGAUAGACAAGUAUUCAAUGAAUUCUACUGUUGCAGGAGGCAUAAGCACUAAAUAAUUGCACUAAAACCCUUAGACAUAAGGGUCAAACAAUCUUCAAAAGAAUCAUCAAUUACCACCCAGAGCAUAAUCAGCUAAGAAACCUCCACUUCUGCUUUUACAGAAUCUUACCAUUGAGAAAAUAAACACAAAGGAAACUUUGCAAGAGAUUAAGGCUCUCAUUUAAAGAUCUUAAUCAGCAUCAAGCAAUCGUUCUAGUGAUAAACGAGCCCUUAUUAUGACUUAGGUUACCACACCGAAGAGUUAUCUUCUUAAUUCAGAUUUAAAGGGCAUUAAAAUGAACUAGAGUUCGUUAUCUUCUGCUGGCAAAAACAACUCAAAAGAAAAUCACAACACCUCAAAUCUAUCUUCAUCGUUUGCAAGCUAUAAACUAAUCAAUAGUUUUGCUAAGAAACUUCAAAUUGGGCAGAGUUCACUCAAUAAAACAGCCAACUCAUUCGCCAAAAUAUCUAAACUCUGA